CGUUGAAUCAUAGCAAUUUCGAUUAAUUCGGUUUAUUAGAGUGACAAUAUUUGUCAAGACCACUUACCUACUUCUGUUCGAGGCUCUUUUUGUGUGUACUACUAUACUAUAGGUGAUCUCCUGCCCUCAAUAAUGUCACAGAGAGAUCAGGACGUGUAUGAGACCCCGGACCCUCCCAUUGACACCACUAACUAUGAUGACGACCAGAAGAGUAUAGCCGUCACCCGAUUGGAUGUUUCAUUGCAGUCCUCGUUUGACAAGUUCAAAGACAAGUCCCUAGACGCUAGCAGCGUGGAUUUCUCUGAUAGUGUGAAUAGACAGCCCCAGUCAGGGUUCAAAGUUCAACCAGACGAUCUAGAAGUGAUUGUGACUGAGCGAGAGCCUGAGACCAUUCUGCAACGCUAUCAGCGACUCAAACAAGAGGUUGCUGACCUUGCGUUUGAUGUGGGGAGGAUUGAGGAGGGGAGCAAGGACGCAGAGAAGCUGCUCCAGGUGUCACCACCAGACCUGCUGCAGGAUUUGCAAUUGCUCCAGAAGCAGCUUGAUGGGCUCCAGUUGGAUCGUGUGUUGGGUACCCCUCUCUCUGCCGACCAGCCGCACAACACCCUCCUCCUACGAGACCUACGGGCACAGAUAGAGGCGGUUAAGGGGACGGGAGAACAGGGGACAGACCACGCCCUCUAUGAGGUCUACACUCGGUCGGAGGCAGCCAAGUUUGCUCAUCUCUCAAAGAUGAGUGAAGUUGAACAGCGACUGGCGAAACUAGAGACUCUGGUUGGGGACCAAGAAACUUCUGUGUCUUGUGUGACUGGUGGAUUGGAUGGUGAACACAAGGAUCUGUCGAGUGCUGUGAUGAACCUCCAGGCUAAGGUGGCCCUACUGGACCCUGCUCACAUCAACACCAUCGGGGGACAAUUACAGGGCUUGCUUUCUUUGUUGGAACAGGUUGAAACCAAAGCAACCAGUAAGAGCAGUGAUCCUGACAAGGAGACCAAGAUCUCGGAGGCUCUGGACAAGGUGGGUGUGGUCUCAGCAGUGGCCCCCCUCAUCCCAGACCUGGUCGCUAGACUCCACACACUCAAGGACCUUCACGAGAGAGCUGCUCAGUUCGCAGGAACUGUGGCUUUCAUGGCCGACAGUCAAGAGAAACUGGCCAAUCAGAUCUCAGAUCUACAGUCACUGCUCACCAAGGUUCAGGGCACAUUCCAAAGCAACCUGUCCACAAUCCAGUCAGACUUUAGCGGAUUAGAAUCAAAAUUGAUAACUUAAUUAUUAGCGAGUUAUAGCUAAUGUAUAAAUAUUGGGAAUUAUAUAAUUAUUGUAACAUUACUAUAGUUUUUUUGGCAGAGUAUAGAUAUUUAGUAGCCAGC
This is a messenger RNA of Halichondria panicea, 1370 nucleotides long. Its product is annotated as dynactin subunit 2-like. Lineage: Eukaryota; Metazoa; Porifera; Demospongiae; Suberitida; Halichondriidae. The record is from RefSeq and is a predicted model, not a curated record. The transcript has 12 exons. Bases 133 to 1269 code for a protein of 378 amino acids. Gene Ontology annotation, cellular component: cytoplasm; dynactin complex; centrosome. Gene Ontology annotation, biological process: mitotic spindle organization.